UUUUCCCACUACCAACCCUCUUCGAUCUCUCCGGAAUCCUCCGUCCUCCUAUCGCCAUGGCCUCACUCACCGCCCCAGGGAUCAUCUCCUUCUCCCUUCGCUGCCGUUCCAGGAAUCAUUGCUUCGGCGAGCAGUGUUCAAUCCCGCGGGCGGCGGACGGUUCUGCAUCUGUCGCCGGAUGCUCCUCGUGGGUUUUGAAAGCGGCGAACCUGGGGGUUCCCAUGCUAGCGACUCGAGCGUCGUCUAACCUUUACUCCUCGGUCGAAGAGGGGAGUAGAGUGCUGGAGGAGGAAGAGGAGCCGGGGAGGCCUUUGAGGGUUGGGAUCAUCUGUGGUGGGCCGUCCGCGGAGCGUGGCAUCUCGUUGAACUCCGCGAGGUCGGUUCUCGAUCACAUACAGGGAGAAGAUUUGCAUGUCGUCUGCUAUUAUAUCGAUUGUAAUCUCAAUGCAUAUGCCAUUUCACCUGCCCAGUUAUACUCAAAUACUCCUGCAGACUUUGAUUUCAAACUAGAGAGCCUUGCACAAGGUUUUCACUCUUUACACGCCUUUGUUGAGCAUCUUGCGGUUUCUGUGGAUAUAGUUUUUCCUGUAAUUCAUGGACGUUUUGGUGAAGAUGGGGGUAUUCAGGAGCUGUUGGAGAAAGCUAAUGUUCCAUUUGUAGGCACAACUUCUCAUGUAUGCCGUCAGGCAUUUGACAAGUACAAUGCAUCCUUGGAGCUAAGUAGACAAGCAUUUGUUACAGUACCCAGUUUUCUUGUUCAGGCAACUCAACCAAAUAGGGAUGAAAUGGAACAAUGGUUUGAAAGAAAUUUCUUGGACCAGGAAAAAGGAAAAGUUGUGGUGAAGCCCACUCUUGCUGGAUCAAGCAUAGGUGUUGUUGUUGCUUAUGGUAUUGAUGAUGCCAUUGAAAAGGCAGUUAACAUAAUAAAAGAGGGCAUUGAUGAUAAAGUCCUUGUUGAAGUUUUUCUUGAAGGAGGGAUUGAAUUUACAGCAAUUGUCAUUGAUGUUGGAAUGGAUAAUGAUGUCAAGCCAAUUGUUUUACUUCCAACUGAAGUGGAUCUUCAAAUUUUGGCCAAACCUGAUGCUUCUGAAGAUGUCAUCUUUAAUUACAGGAGGAAGUAUCUUCCAACACAGCAAGUUGCUUAUUACACCCCUCCACGGUUUCCAAUCCAUGUAAUUGAAUGCAUAAGGCAAGGGGCAUCGAUGCUCUUUCAAUCUUUUGGUCUCCGUGACUUUGCCAGAAUUGAUGGUUGGUUUUUGCCCAAUCAUGUUAAUUUGAUUCCAACUCUGGGAAAGGAUAUUAAGUUUGGACUAACUGAAUCUGGUACCAUCCUUUUCACUGAUAUUAACUUGGUAAGUGGCAUGGAGCAAACUAGCUUCCUAUUUCAGCAAGCCUCAAAGGUUGGGUUCUCUCAUUCAAAUAUUCUACGGACUGUUAUUCAGCAUGCUUGUUCGCGAUUUCCUUCUCUCAAAUCUUGCAGCAGUGUAUGGAACACUUUAGCUAGAAGGUUGCAUUCUGCUCGUUUGCGCAACAUUCCUUCCAAGUCCCAGGGUCGUCGGAAGGUUUUUGUUCUUUUUGGAGGAGAAACCUCAGAGCGUCAAGUAUCGCUGAUGAGCGGAACAAAUGUUUGGCUCAACUUGCAAGGUUAUGAUGAUCUUGAUGUGAUUCCUUGCCUGCUAGCACCUGCACGAGGUUAUGCAUCUGCCCAGCAUGGGGAUGUAAAUCAACACGAGAACUAUCGAACUGUUUGGACUUUGCCUUAUUCUCUCGUCCUACGCCAUACCACAGAAGAAGUUUUGGCAGCAUGCAUUGAAGCCAUUGAACCUGAUAGGGCUUCAUUGACUUCUCAUUUACGCAACAAUGCUACAAGUGAACUAGCCAAAGCACUUAGUAAACAUGACUGGUUUACAGGUUUUGACAUCACUGAAGAACUUCCUACAAAUUAUACACUGGAAAACUGGAUCCAGCAUGCUAAGGAAGCUCAGGCAAUAGUUUUUAUUGCAGUGCAUGGUGGAAUUGGUGAAGAUGGCACUCUCCAAUCUUUGUUAGAGUCUGCAGGAGUUCCCUAUACUGGCCCUGGACCAUCUGCUUCUAAAGUUUGUAUGGAUAAAGUGCAAACAUCUGUUUCUCUUAGUCAUUUGACAAAUUUGGGAGUUCUUACCAUACCCAAAGAUGUUAGGAGCACAGAGGAAUUAUUAAAUUCUAAUUUAGCUGAUACCUGGCAAGAUCUGACAGUUAAACUUCAAUCAGAAUCAUUAUGCAUCAAACCAGCUCGUGAUGGAUGCUCAACUGGAGUUGCUAGAUUACGCUCCAGAGAAGAUCUUAAAGUCUAUGUAAAUGCAUUGCAAAAGUCCCUGCCACGGCUUCCAGCUAAUAGUCUGUCAAAGGGGCAUGGUGUAAUUGAAAUGCCAAACCCUCCUCCUCAAUCAUUAGUUUUUGAGCCUUUUAUUGAAACAGAUGAAAUAAUUGUUUCAUCAAAAUCAGUGGAUAAUAAUGCUCGCCACCUAAUAUGGGAAGAACGUACUGGAUGGAUCGAAGUGACAGUGGGUGUUAUGGGUACACGUGGUGAAAUGCACUCUCUUAGUCCAAGUAUUACUAUCAAAGAAACUGGUGACAUUUUAUCUCUUGAAGAGAAAUUUCAAGGUGGUACUGGCAUCAAUUUGACACCACCUCCAGCAACAAUAAUCAGUGAAGAAGCCUUGGAAGCAUGUAAACGGCGAGUUGAAAUAAUAGCAAAUACUCUAUAUUUGGAAGGAUUUUCACGCAUUGAUGCCUUUGUUAAUGUACACACUGGGGAGGUCAUGGUGAUAGAGGUGAAUACCGUGCCAGGGAUGACUCCAUCUACUGUCCUGAUUCAUCAGGCACUGAAUGAACAACCACCUAUCCAUCCUCGAGAAUUUUUUCGCACCGUUCUUAACUUUGCUCUUAAGAGAUCCAACUAAAUCCCUCCACGCCGAAAUGUGUUUCAGCAGUGUUUUCAAAUUUCUCAAUUUGUCAUGCUCGUUACAGGUCAAUCUCUGGGUGUAAGUGUUGUAUUUUGGAAUCAUGAUGCAAUGGCUGUGUUGUUUCCUAUGGAAUGUGUAAAAUGUGUUAUGUUAGGGGUUGAUUUGUAAAAAACCAACAAUAAACAAUAUGGUGAAGGGAAGUAAUUGUAGUAGUUCAUUUCCUUUUCUAACUA
Molecule: messenger RNA, 3178 nt
Organism: Zingiber officinale
Lineage: Eukaryota; Viridiplantae; Streptophyta; Magnoliopsida; Zingiberales; Zingiberaceae
Exons: 24
Coding region: 57-2942 (961 amino acids)
Biological process (GO): peptidoglycan biosynthetic process
Cellular component (GO): chloroplast
Molecular function (GO): ATP binding; D-alanine-D-alanine ligase activity; metal ion binding
Source: RefSeq, a predicted model, not a curated record